Molecule: messenger RNA, 1362 nt
Organism: Pyricularia oryzae 70-15
Lineage: Eukaryota; Fungi; Ascomycota; Sordariomycetes; Magnaporthales; Pyriculariaceae
Exons: 2
Coding region: 201-1295 (364 amino acids)
Molecular function (GO): zinc ion binding; nucleic acid binding
Source: RefSeq, a predicted model, not a curated record
GUUAACCUCAAUACUUACUUGAGAACGAUCAUAACUUCACCCCCAGUCGUUGAGAACCCCAGUUACCCAGUCAGACGCUCAGUUGCUUCAACCCACUGUACUUUACCAUAAGAACAGGUUACCCGAUACCUUGAUCGUAACAUUUUGAUUGCUCCUGUUCAGUAUUUUGCCUUGAAGCAUACCGAGCAGUAUCCGACAACAUGUCUUCCCAGACGUCUAAGAACAACACUCCCAGCACCCCGGCUACAAGCAGCAAGGCGGCCCAGAAAGCCCCUGCUCGGCCCAAGGACGAUAGCGACAGUGAUGACGAGGAAGACCAGCUCCGUAGGCAGGUUGCUCAAACCAACCAGGAGCUCCACGAACAGACGCUCCGCGCAACCCAACUCCAAGAGGAACUCCAGGCUCUCCGAGCCAGUGCUAACGUUACCUCGACCCCUCUUGAUGGGCGCGAGAGACUCAAGCUUAACCCCCCAGCCACAUUCGAUGGCACACCUGGACAAUUUAAAGGGUAUUUUGUACAGGUACGCACCUACCAAGCAUUCCAUCUGGAAACUUUCCGCAGUGAAACAGAAAAGGUGGUACACGCGGCCACUUUCCUCCGAGGACGAGCCUUGUUUUGGUUCGAGCCUCUGUUGCAGGAAUGGCUUGAUGUACCCCCCGAAGAACGACGCCAAGAAGUCACCGACAUUUUCUCAACCUUCGCAGGGUAUGAACGCACCCUCCGUUCCUUGUUCCAGGAACCCGAUGAGAAACGACAGACCGAACGAAACUUGGCCAACCUACGACAAACCAAGUCAGCCUCCGCUUAUGCAACCGAGUUUAGAAGGCUAGCAACAAGGCUGGACAUGACUGAAGAAACCAAGAUCCUCCAGUUCUACCAGGGACUGAAGUCAGAAGUAAAAGACGAGGUAUCCAAGCUCGACCGACCCGAGGAUUUCCUCGAUGCCACACAACACAAAAAGCCCCGUAAAGACCCCAAAAGUGGCAAGUGCUUCAAGUGCGACAAGACAGGGCACAUCGCCAGAAACUGCCCGAGAAACCAGGAAGAUAUCCCUGAUUUUAGGGGCAAGACCGAAAAACCACGAGGACUUAAUGUCACCAAUCACCAGCAACUACGGCCUGACCAACACGGCACGAUGAGCUGGACCACCUGCUACGAUGACAAUUGUAUGACCCACAAUAGCUCCAAGAUCGACGCAGGAUGGUACCCACAGAAGCCCCGAGGCAUUCGAACCCUAGCAGUAGGAAACCGAGUACCCCUAGGAACAGGACAACCAACGAAGUUACACCGAUAAGAAACCCAACUACCCGAACUCACGGAUUCGGAUGCCUCCGGAAAAUCGGAUAAGGAACCUUUGGGAC